CACACACACACACACACACAGUCAUAUGCUUGCUCACUCACAUCCAUCCUCACUCACACACACAGAUGCAGUAGACUGCUGGACACACCAUGACCUGGACAGGAACUAUGUGGAGUAGAGGAACGUGUAGUCCCUGUGACAACUGAACCAGAGAGGGUUAAAGCGGAGCUCUAUCUUGCUAGUAAUCAAGGAUCUUUGACUGAACACUUCAAGACUUCUGCCUCCGGAACCAGAACAAUUGGGCUUCCAGAACCAGAAUCACUGGGCUUCCAGAACCAUCAGGCUUCCAGAACCAGAACCAUCAGGCUUCCAGAACCAGAACCAUUAGGUUUCCUCAGCUUCUUGAGGAUGAGCAGCACCUGAUUGGCAGCCAGGGGAUACUCUCUUGUGGCCUUGUCCAGUGUUGACUGCAGUCUAUGGUGUUGACCCUCACAGCGGCGCGGCCAGAGCGGACUACUCUAUCGGGCACCAUGAGUCUGAAGAAGAGACGGCCGAGCGUGGCAUUCAGCUGGCACAAGCCCUUUGCCAUCCUGGCCCCAUGGAAAAAAGGAAAAGGCGACGCGCUGUUGGACAGUGAGGUUGUGCUCACCAAGAUGAAGGUCCUCAACAACUUUGAGAAACUGCUCAGCCUGGACGACUCGGUUUCGACCCUCUCCUUGUCCGUCUCCGAGCACGGGAUGCCCGAGUUGUCAAAAGCUGCAGAGGUGAGCUCUGUAAAGAGCGCCCCUACUGGUCAGGAGUCCAAAGACGACUACCUGUCGGCCAUGUUCUCCGACCCCCAGCUGCCGAGGCUCUAUAAGUUCGAGUCGGAGGACUCGGGCGUGGAGAUGCCCAGCGGAGCCACCUCUCCGUCCACCCCGAGCGGCUCGGAGCAGAGCUUUGUGGUGCACAGCAGGGAGUCGUCCUGCGACUCCAGAGCCCUGCCCUCCCAGGACCCUCUCCUGCUGCUGGGGGACGAGUGUGCUGAGAUGCUGGAGAUGAGCGAUGUCCAUCAGCUGGACGAGACGGUGAUCGCCGGCGCGCUGGAGACGGACCUCACCGAGGUGGACGGCCUGGCGGAGGGAGAGGACACUGAGGGCCAGUUCGAGCAGGAGACGUCAGACUCAGAUCUGGAGAGGCCCGAAGACGGGUCCUUGCGGAACCCCUCGGAGCUUUGUGAGGGGGAGUCCGAGCAGCAGAGGGAAAGAGGAUCAGAAAGGCCAGCAGGAGAGGACGACACGCGGUCAAGGACUGAGUGCCCAGAUCAGGCGUGUGACGACGCAGCGACGGAGGCGGAGUUUAAGGGUGCGGCUCUCAGGAAGAGCACCACCAGCGACAGCCUGGACGAAUACAUGGAGGAGUGCUGCCGGCUGAGCGAGCAGGUGAGCCAGUCGCGGGCUAGUCCUCUGGGCUCUGGACUGGGCUACCUGGAGCACAUCUGCCAGCUGAUCGAGAAGAUCGGCCAGCUGCAGGAGCACAACCUCAAGCUCCAGAGACAGAUCUGCGGCCUGCAGAGGGACGCACGUGUCAUCAAAACCAAAGAGGACUUCUUCAUGCAACACUGUAACUGCGGAGCAGCAAGCCUGGCGUUCCAGGAGGUGAAGCGACAUUCCCGAAGCGAUUUUCCAAGCGGGACACUCUCUGACCUGACCACCAUCCCUGAGGUCACACACAACCCCCUGAGAGGAGUUAGAAGAGAUGGAGACUCUGUGAUCUUACCCAACAUUCCGCUCUGGAGGCGUGGCCUAAAUAGGCGGAGCUACACGGAGGGGGAGGCCCGUUACCUGGGCGACAGUGCAGAGGUCCUGUCCGCGCCUCACAGAAGGCUCAGUGAGAACUACACAUGGGGGAAGGUGAAGGAGUUGGUCAAGAAGACUAAGCUGAGGAACCAGAACCGUCUGGGCCUAUCUUCCACUUCCCUCAAGAACUCCUGUCCCCAGCUCUACCGGCCUGACCUAGGGCCCCUGGACCUGCCCAGGAGAGACAGGAAUUCCAUGAUAGCCCUGGGCCAUCAGAACAAGAUGGACUUCCUGUGGGCGCAGUAGUGCCGCUCAGAGAUGUCUACAGCGGACAGAGAAUAGCCCCCUCCCACACACACACACACACACCACCCUGCCCCGACCCCCCAACACACACACCACCCUGCCCCCACCCCCC
Alosa alosa (allis shad) is the source of this 2136-nucleotide messenger RNA. RefSeq lists its product as uncharacterized. Bases 417 to 2024 code for a protein of 535 amino acids. NCBI's taxonomy places the organism in Eukaryota, Metazoa, Chordata, Actinopteri, Clupeiformes, Clupeidae. The record is from RefSeq and is a predicted model, not a curated record. The transcript has 8 exons.